Molecule: messenger RNA, 3885 nt
Organism: Menidia menidia (Atlantic silverside)
Lineage: Eukaryota; Metazoa; Chordata; Actinopteri; Atheriniformes; Atherinopsidae
Source: the annotation of a GenBank genome assembly
UGCGAUGUGCGGCCGUCUCGCUCCUCUCCACACCGUUUCUUCAUCUUCAUGCAAUUCCAUUUUCAAGAACACAGAGGAUCACAUUUAUUUAACGGGAUCAUUUUAGCGCAGGAAGGAGGUGACACGGCAAAAAUCAAAAACAAAAAACUGCGUCUUGACUGAGAUGGGGAAGGAGCUUACUCAUUCCUGUGACUGUCUGCAUGGUUUCUGGAGAUGCAGGUGCCAGCAGAGGUUGCCCUUCUACUGACUGGAUAAAGCCAAUGAGGUUUUAGGAUGUGGUCUCUGAGAAGGACAGUGCUGCUUGCCAUCCUGGUGUCUGUGGUGCUUGUGUUGGCUCUCCUCCAUUCGUGGCCCACUCGUGCUCACACGCCAGUGAAUUUGUGGCAGCGACUCGGACCAGUUUUAGAGAGGCAUCUGGAAGAGAGGCUCCCAGAAGCAGACCACCAGCUAAGCAAUAUCCCCAUCCAUGUUAGGGAUAGUGUAGCAAGCUUGCUGGCUCGUAAUGGGUGCAUAUGUGAGGGUGAGAGUGGAAGAGUGAACCUUCCCUUUGCCCAGCUCUUAUUCCCACGGGUGUCAGCACACCCACUGCACACUGCCUUUGAUUCCUCUGAGCUGGAAGAAAUGAAGACAAGACGAGCCAAAGAGUACAUGAGUUUUCAGAAGAGGUCAAAGACACCUGCCGAUGUACUCUUGAUUGCAGAGGCAAACAGUCCCUUACAGUAUCCCUACCAGGGGUUGGAAGUGCGGCCCCUGAAAACAAUCAUCAUCCCAGGCUUGGCAUUACAUGACCAUCCCAGAGACAGUUACUCUGUAAACAUCAGUGUCACACUGGGAACUCUAAACGUAGCAGCAGAAGUCGAUGGGGUGAAAAUCAGAGGUGAUGGUGAGAUGCACAUGACUCUCAUGAGCAGCUUACUGCCCAAUCUGAACCGGCAGCUGCAGUUUGUCACCUACACCAACACACUGUUCCAUCCCAGCACGGCAGACACAGUGCAGUUUGAGACAGAGGGGCAUCAAACUGUCUUCACAAUCAAGAUCCGUCAUGGUGUGACUCCGAAACUUUACAACACUGGAUCUAAAGGAGAAUACAACAUCAGUGCUCUGGUGACAGUAGCUACAAAAACUUUCUUGCGCUAUGAAAAACUUCAAAAUCUUAUCGACAGCAUCAGAAGAUACUAUCCCACCGUCACUAUUGUGAUAGCGGAUGACAGCGAAAAUCCAAAAACCAUCUCCGGGCCUCACAUUGAACACUACAUCAUGCCCUUUGGAAAGGGUUGGUUUGCUGGACGAAACUUAGCCGUCUCCCAGGUGACCACAAAGUAUGUGCUAUGGGUGGACGAUGACUUUGUCUUCACAGCCAACACAAAGCUGGAGAAACUUGUAGACAUUUUAGAAAAAACCACCCUGGAUCUGGUGGGCGGUGCGGUGCGGGAAGCCACAGGGUACACUGCCACCUACAGACAGACCAUUUCCAUUGACCCAGGAGAGGAGGACGGUGACUGUUUACACCUCAGGAGAGGAUUCCAUCAUGCCAUCGAAGGCUUCCCCAACUGCGUUGUGACCGAUGGUGUCAUUAACUUCUUCUUAGCUCGCACUGAUAAAGUUCAGCAGGUUGGAUUUGACCCACGUCUUGCCAGGGUAGCUCACCUAGAGUUCUUCAUUGAUGGCCUGGGAUCUCUCCACGUUGGCUCCUGUGAUGAUGUCAUUGUAAAUCAUGCAACCAAAAUCAAACUCCCAUGGGUCAGCCAAUCAGAGAGUGACAAGACAUACGCCAAGUUCCGAUAUCCACCAGCCUCGUCUGAUGCCACGCGCACAAAAAACGGGCUCCUGUUCUUCAAGAAUCGUUUUCAGUGCUUGACUCAUAAUUAGGUUUCCCCCUCCUCAUCCUGAAGGUUCCUCUGUUCCUCCUAAGUUGCCAAAGAAGUUGUUCUCAAACUCACCCUGUCAGAUAAGAACGGUGGUUAACAUAUUGCUUUGCCUUUCCUUUAUUUUCGUUGGAUUUUUUUAAUGCCUUUGGACUUGACAGCAGUUUUAGCAUGUUUCACUUGGACGAGCGCAACUCUGCAGUGAAAUUAAUAAAAGAAGUGUGUUCUUAAAAAAUAUUAAAGCUCUGUUCUAUUCUGAAAACAGUAAACAGCUUUAAUAGUUAAAUCACAUUAUGAUAUUGACUAAUGUCAUGUUGUAGAGGGAUUUUGCUUUAUCAUUUCUUUUUCUGACAUUUUGGAAUUUUCCAGCACAAAGGAAAACAGUUAAGGGAGUAUCAGGACGAUUUGUCUCUCUUUGUCAUCCUUCUGUUCUGUGGCAAUACAGUUUCUGCUGCUUGGAAAAACAAUAUUUGCAUCUUAGAGCUUGACAAGAAGAACUCUGUUGGCAAGGACAAAGACACAAUUCAUAGAAAAACACAGUCCUGUAGACCAGGAGCAGAAAAACCCACAAAAUGUACACAUUCAAACUGUUUCUUGUGUUGUUCAUAAGCACCAUCACUGACUGGUCAGAUGGUUUUGUGACGUUUUAGGUUUUUACGAUUUGUCUGCAUAGUAACCAAGGGUUCACAUUUUUAUUUAAGUGGGAUAAGUCCCAUCUGGGGAGGAGAAACCUUUGAUUUUCCAUUUGGAAUCACACCUUUUGUGGUCUGAUCUGGAAGCAUGUGCUGCUUCCGAUCACUAACACGAAUCAGAAAGAAAGGAACGUGUGUCAUUCCACUCUGAUGAGGCACAGGGCACUCAAUUGUUACUUGCCGCGUAAAACUAAUUUGUUUGAUAAUUAUCUGUCAUAAAACACAUAAUGAGCAAUCAGUGUCAGAGGAAGACUGUAAGACACAGGAAGAGAAAGAAGAAAAGGACCAUCCUGUGUACUGUGAGAUUCUGUGUGUGCUGGAGUGCAUUACAGUGGUGCCUCAAGUGUCGACAUGGGUCUUCUAUACCGUGAUCUUCAGAUGGAGUCCUUGAGUCCCCGUGUUGUUUCCUGAUAAGUCAGAUAACCUUUUAACAGUCAAGUUUGCAAACAACAAAUGGGUGCCAGUGAUUUCAGCUUUUACUUAUUUAUUUUUUGAUGGGAAAUAGACAGAAAAGUAUUUUGUGAUAUUUUCCUAUAUAGUUUUUUUUAUUUACUUAUUUAUUUUUGCUUUUGUUCAUGAACACAGGAUGUUAAAUGGGAUCUUACAUUCAGAACUGAACUUUAGUAAAGCUGGAAACAUCUGUUGUGUUAACACAGAAACCACUGAUAUAAAUAGUAGUAUCAAUAGCAUCAUGGGUCAUUUUUAGUUUUGUAUGUUAUUAAAAUGUCUGGAAAAAAGUACUUGCGUUAUGUUUUUGGGAAGGAGGCUCAAAGAACUUUAUUGUUAAAUAAAUCAUGAAAAACUCUUAUUCCUUAAACCAAUUUGAAUGAAUGGAGAAUGCAAUUUGCAAGUAUGCAGGAUUACUGAUAAAGUGUCAACAGACUGCUUGCAACAGACAAGUGUGAGAGCCUCACUGUUGUGAUCCUGUUGGUUGGAAAACGAACGCUUACUAAAACACAUAAAUCUUGAAAUGUAAUAUCUUGAAAUCUGUUUCAGCAGUUAUUAAGACACAAGAGCGCUUUCUAGUAGUAAAACACGAGGAAGGCGUCAUGCUGUGGUGUUUUAUUGCUGCUAUAAGUACCUUUUGCAACAAAUGAUCACAUCAGAAGUCCUUUGCUUCAUUGUAAGGCAAAACGUAUUACCAUCUGGCAGAAACAUUUUGAGAUGAGUGCCAAUAAUUCUGGCCAGAGUUGACCAGUGUUUUAAGAAUGUUCACUAUUGUGCGUGGUUUUACAUUUCUAGUCUUUGGCCGCUUUGGGCAUGGUGCCUUUGUUUGUAUCUAUUGCUGAAGAUCAUUUGAAUAUUCUAGAUAUUUUACUUGCAAAUGG